Molecule: messenger RNA, 2032 nt
Organism: Amoebophrya sp. A25
Lineage: Eukaryota; Dinophyceae; Syndiniales; Amoebophryaceae
Source: the annotation of a GenBank genome assembly
AGGAGUGUCAGACACAGUUUGACUCUGGUGUGAUUGUGAUUCAUUGUUGAUUCCUACAGAUACCAAUAUUUUAAUGGUCAAAAGGCAACCAUUUUCAUGAUCAAAGAAAGAGCCAUACUUUCUACUAAAAAAACAAGCAAGCCAUGGCAGCUCCUGAUUUACAGCCGCGAGCUACAGCCGGAGGAGAUCUGCGCAUGCAUCUACAAGAUGUCGUCCUCCCAUUCGUUGGGAUGCGGCAAAACUUAAGGGCCAUUUUUCUGGGUUUUCUCGGAAUUAUUUCUGACGACUGUAGAGAUAGGGGGGAAUGUGAGACAUAAUGCUCGAAGUUAGCACUACCAUCAAGCUAAGCCUUCUAAAAAAAGUCUGUGCGCCGCAGUUAUUAAUUCUCGAAGAGUAUAUAUUUACGGGUUUGCUCUUGGUGUUUCUGUUUUUUGCCGUUAUUUUUGUUUGAGUUUCUUGAAAAGAAAAGAUCAAAGAUAUCGUUCAAAACGAACACCAACAACCUACCUCUAACAUUUUCAGAGGGUGCACGGUGUUCAUUCGGCCACUGACUGUGACCGAAUAUUCUCGGGACCCGUUCCCCGGUGGCGGACUGCGCCGAGAAAGCAAGGGAGUCAAGUGCUACGGGUUGUGGGCUUUCCCAAGAUCUCCUCCGCGUUUCCAGAACAACUACUAUCCCAGCGUAGAGGAAUUGGAUGCAGCAGUGCAGGAGCUUGACUCUGAUGGUGAUCCGGAAGGUGGUCUUUUUCAAUUAUGAGGCGCUUCUUUUCAUCUCUCAGUCCAGUGCUCGCUUGAAAUUGUCGCCUCCCGGCGUUUUAUGAGUGCUGCGCCGAGAGGAGACUACCCGCAGAAAAUGAUUGACAACGGAGAGGUUGUGAUCAGGGCUUCACCUAUGGCCAGCUUUUAUCCAUCUUUCUUGGCAUCUUGGUCCCCUUUUUUAUUUUGCUUUGUAUUCUCACGUAAAAGAAGGCAGGAGCCAGGGGUUCAGAUGAGGGGGGUCGAGAUGACUAAAAGCUGACUCUAAAUCUCUCGUGAAUCUGCGAACAAGCACGGCAAUAAUAGGCGAUCGCGAGUCCAAGACUCGUGAAAUUAUUAAGACGCGCCUCUAGAAUUACUUAGUUGAGCAGUAGGUGUCGGAGUACGUUCUUUUGCAAUGUUCUCUCUGCUUCAAAUCUUAUUAAGGCGCGCUUGUCUCUGUCUCAUUCACACCUAUCUCUCUUUUCCCAAAAACAUUACUCAAGCCUAUAAUGUCCUGGCACUGAUCUUAUGCUUAACACGUUAUUAAGGCGCGCACCUUUUCCUUUCAAAGUCCACGUUUCGCAGCAUGUUAAAGCUUAGGUUUCCCAAAACAAAGGAAGUACUUAUUUUCAGAUGGAUUUUAGUUAAGUCUAAUCCUAAGGAGCUGCUGCAAAUUAUGGCUGGUUAUGUCGACCUGGACUAGCUCGUAGAUGUUUGCAAGGAAAUGGCGAAAAAGGAGCAACGAUGCGGAGUUGGUGGCUACUGAAAACGAACAAGGCAGAUUUUGUGUGACUGCGUCUUCGAUAGUCGAACUCUUGAUGGCGCGCUUUACUAUUUUUUCGCGUAUCUGCACAAAUUCAGGUUCGUUGUUUCUCCCAUGAUGAUACAAUGCUCUUCUACAAACGAUAAUGAUAUAUUUGCUAUUUUGAUGAAGAUGACAUUUUUCUCGAACACCUACAAUUAUCAUAUGUUUGCAUAUCUUCAAUCUUUCUGUGUCCGCUAUUCAUGCCUGCAACUCUUAUCUUUUUCUUACCAAUUCAGAAUGGCUUUAAUGCAGUGGAGGUAGACUCACCGCUGCAUGGGUAUUUCGUCACUCGUAGUGGGUAUGACACGACGUGGCUGAGUGAUUUGUAGGGCUGUGUGUUUCUUAUGCAUUGCUGGAUAAAAGUGCUUCCUAGUACAUCAAGUCGAAAUUUGUAACUAGGACCACUAUAGUAAGGAUGAAACUCGCGGGCAAGUGAGAUGCCAUUCGUUUCUGCUCACGACGUGAUUUGUAUUCCUGCAGUCCAGGGGC